AUGGGCAGGCGCGUGCGUACCGCGGCAGGGUGCGAGCCGUUUCGAACCACGCAGUGUUGCUUAGUGUUCCGUUGCGAACGCCGGUGCGCAGGCGGCUCUAUCUUAACCAGCGACAGCGCGGCGAACUGUGCUCCAGUGUACCCCGUAUCCGACACGAUGCGUCCAGUGCCGUUUCUUAUUCUCGUUGCUAUAUUUUCUGUGAGUAUAGCACAAGAUCCAACAGAAAACGGGAAUAUUGAUAAUAGCUUGGAACCGAAACCAUCGGUGAGAUUAGAUCCUUACAUACGAAAAGCUUUAUUAAAAGCACUGACUGAUCUAGAAGAAAAUGAUAAUGGGACCAAUAGUGAAACAACUGACGUGGAUCCAACUGUGGAAACCGAAUAUUUAAGAACAGAAGACACUACUUUAUCAAAUGAACCUAAAAGCGAAGCUGUUGUACUCCCUAAGCCAAAAUUCAGAAGUUAUAGACCACAAGAUGAAACAUUACAAGAAGCAAAACUUGAGGAUGCAGAGCCAGCUGUUGUGGACAAUGAAGUAAAAGAUUUGCUUGAAGCUGGCAAAGAAAAGGUUGUAUUACAAGACUUGGAUAUAUCCAGCUUAGCGCCAAGAAAGCCAGAUUGGGAUCUCAAAAGGGAUGUGGCAAAAAAACUUGAAAAACUUGAAAGGAGAACACAGAAGGCAAUUGCUGAACUUAUUUGGGAAAGGUUGAAGCAGGGAUCUGAUGACAAUCUAGGAGCAAUGGUUACAAUGACCAACAAACUACCUGAUGAUGAU
Molecule: messenger RNA, 774 nt
Organism: Iphiclides podalirius (scarce swallowtail)
Lineage: Eukaryota; Metazoa; Arthropoda; Insecta; Lepidoptera; Papilionidae
Source: the annotation of a GenBank genome assembly